AUGGACUCGUUCCUCCAAGCCCGGGAUAUCAUUCCCUUCCCACCCGGCGACAACUCGAGUGACACAUUGAUUGGAAAUAGCCAUCUCAACCUCACCACUCUUGAACACUGGAACUACACGCUAUUCACAAACCAAACCCUCUCCAAUGGCUCGUGGUGUCUUUUGGCUUGGGAACCGUGGAUCGCUGACUUUGUCAUGCCCAAUGGCACCUUCGUCAACGCAACAUGGUGUUGGUCUCCCGUUAAUGGCAUCGGAGAACGAGCCGGCACUUCGAUUGGUUUUGCUGUUCUCUUCGGCGUCGCUCUUGUCCUGACCAUCGUCGCGCUUAAUCGACACGGUCGCCUCUACCUCCCCGUCACAAAGCGAUUCUAUCCCAUUGGAAGGAGAUGGCAGUGGUACUGGGGUAUUAUUGUCAGCGCUACUGCCGUUGUCAGUUUGUUUACCGCCAUGGACGUCGACCGAUACUAUCUUCCCGAGUUGCCACUUAUCCUCACGAGUUUCUUCUGGUUUCUGAUGCAGCUGGGCACUAUUGCCCAGGUAUGGGAAGCAGUGCGCCAUUGGGGCAGUUGGAUGGAACGGCAGUUUAUAGAUCCGGACCCCUACGCCUUGCGAGAUGACGAUAGAAGAUCAAAGGUGGAAUUCCAUCUGCCCUUGAUCUUCUAUUUGUUCUGGUGGCUUAACUUCUUCAUGAUUAUUCCCCGAAACUGGACUCCCAUCCAGCACCAGCGCUACCCCGAACAAGUAGUCAACGAAGCUGAGCCCUCCGCCACCGAUGCCCGGUUCAAAGCCGCCGGCUUUUUGUUAUUCGUCUGCUGGUGCUUAACAGUCUUCUCUCUCCGCCAUUCGAUCAAACACUACCGCCCACGCAACCGUGGAAUCAUCAACCGAUUCGUAGGCUUCAUUCGCAUGACGCCUCUCCGAUUCAAGCUCCUUAUUCCCAUCGCACUUGUCGUCCCGGCCUAUCAGGAGCUUUGCGCAUGGAAGUUUGAGUACAGCCCCUUGAACCUCGAAGGGAACCGAGCCGCUAUUUUUGCUGGUGGCUACGCCCCAGCCUUAUUGAUCAUGUACAUCCAGGUCAUCUUUGGGUUCAUCAACGAGAAUGAAGACAAAGAACUCAAACGCCAACGUAUCGUACGCAACCAGCAGCUCGACCAGGAGAUGGGCAUCGUCAAGAAGCCCGGAUGGUGGGCCAGAGUCAACGGAGAGGUAGUUGUGCCAGGAGAAAGCAUGCGCGACCAACUCGUCCGCAAUGUCAGAGAAAUCCAGGGGAAUAAACCGCGCAACAAUGAAAGCCCGGCGUCAGAUGAUGUCCCAAUGAGCCCGCUCUCCCCUUCCGCACCGGGCAUGUCCCCAGCUGGGACAAAUACACCGCCGACGUCACCACCACCGCUGUAUAAUGGUCGGUCAGAGCGAAUUCGACAAGAAAGAGCCAUGCAGGCGGUAGCUGGUGCUCUUUUCCCUCAAAAUAGAAGUGCAGAGGCAGAAAGGGGAAGGAGGGAACAGGAGCUGAUGAUGGAUGGCCCUGCACCCUCGGCAGCAGCUACGACGGCUCCACCACCACCGCCAUAUCCAGGUGCGACAGGGGCAAGGGAGGGGAGUGUAGCUCCUAGUGUGGGCUCGAGGGUGAGCCAACAGCCACCGCAACAGAUAAGGAGCAUGCUUGAUAUUUAG
Messenger RNA from Podospora anserina S mat+, 1671 nucleotides. RefSeq lists its product as uncharacterized. The transcript has 2 exons. The record is from RefSeq and is a predicted model, not a curated record. Bases 1 to 1671 code for a protein of 556 amino acids. NCBI's taxonomy places the organism in Eukaryota, Fungi, Ascomycota, Sordariomycetes, Sordariales, Podosporaceae.